GAGUAGACAUGGAUACCAUUAUGCCAAAUUCCUCGAGCCCCAGGGAGGCACUUACAUUUCAUGAUACCUGGUUCACAUGGCUAUUAUUCACCAUCGGGUUUAUACCAAUCAGUACAUACUUUGUUACAAACGUGCUAUCUUUGCUCGCUCUACAAACCCCAAAAAGUAUCAAAGAUCCUCCACUGCUGCCCUAUUGGAUUCCGUUCAUAGGAAACGCGUUCACUUUGCUGUACGAUGUUGGGGGACUCGCUAACAUGAUCAAGUGAGUGAACCAUCAUUGCAGAAAUAUGACACUUCGAUUCCCUGCUGACCAUCCCAACUUGCAGAAAGAGAUAUGGCGAAUCCACACCGGUUUUGGUAACUCUAGGACCGAUCAAAGGAUACGUGGUGUCUAAGCCUGAGCAUUUUGCGACGUUACUCAAGUCAUCUGCAAGAACCCUCACCCCAAAGCCUCUCAUUGCUCUGGUAAUGGAGAAUGUGUUUGGUACCCCAAAAGACGCCAUACAUAUCUAUCGCAAUGACAACUCCGGUGUUGCACCAAAUCCAAUCCCUGGCACUAAUGUCAAACAUAGAGUCUUCUACCAUCAGCACUUAUCCGCUCAUCGAUUUCUAACGGGUCAUAAUCUCAAGAGAAUGACGGAACGAUUCGUGGAUUUCCUGAGUGAAGAAUGCUACCAGGACCGAAGUAUUGGUGAGGACUGGAUAGAUAUGCCUGAUCUCUUCGAUUUUUGGAAGACUCGUGUCCUCUGUGCAGCUGUAAAAGCCUUGUUCGGAACCUGGAUCCUUAAACUAAAUCCUUCAUUUCAAGAAGAUUUUUGGACCUAUGUCAACGCUACGCCAACUCUUAUGAAAGGCAUUCCUCGAUUUCUAGCACCAGGAGCUUAUGCCGCACGCGAUCGUGUUUUCGAAAGUAUCAAAAUAUGGCACCGAUAUGCCAGUGAGCACUCUGAUUACAAGGACAAUGGACCAGAAAGUAAGGAAUGGGACGAGUACUGGGGUUCGUCUUGGCUCAAGGUCCGCCAGCAAUUUGCGCGAAACACAGGAGAGAUGAGCGAAGAUGCCAUAGCCGCCGAAGACACGGCGCUUCUGUUCAGUGCAAACGCAAAUGCUAUUUUCAGUGCAAUAUGGUUCCUCUUGGCAAUUUACACCGAUCCUGCGCUCGAAAAGAUGGUCAAUUACGAGGUCCAAAAUAGCAUAACUCAGGACACCGCCGGAGCUAACAAGCCUCUAGCAUUGGAUAUUACUGGAAUAAUUGAUUCUCCACUAUUGCAAUCAAUCUAUGCAGAAGUUCUGCGCAUGCGUGUUGCGCUGGUCUUGAACAGGACGCCCGACAAGGCGGAUUACGAGCUGGGAGGGUGGAAGUUUCGGAAGGGCCGGUCCAUCACUUUCAGUACCCAAGUAGCUGCGCAUAACGAGAAGGCCUGGAGUGUGGAUAAGCCGCAGAGAGUGCAGAGACCACUGAGUCAGUUUUGGGCAGAAAGGUUUCUCACAUCCACGGGAAAUGGCUCGGCAGAAAAACAGUUCUCCACGGAUGGAUUGGCCGGCGCUUGGAUUCCCUAUGGGGGCGGUGUUUUCAUGUGCCCAGGAAGGCACUUUGCAAAACAGGAAAUAAUGGGCAGUGUGGCAGCUUUCUCUGCUUAUUAUGACUUACUUAUCCCCAAUAGAGAGGCUGGGUGGAUGCCCAAGGAGGACAAGCGUUUCUAUGGGCUGGGGGCUAUGCCCCCUGGAGAGAAGAUUCGCUUUCGUAUCCGGAAGAAGUCUGGUGCGCCCAUGGGACCCCCAAAACACAAGAAUUCGAGGUUGAGAGGCAACUGGUUCUGUGAUUAAGUAACCUUUCGCCAGAGCAGAAGAUGACGAGACAUGUGUAUGGCGAGUGUUUACAAUCAAGUAGUAGUAAGGAUGACUAGAAUAUGAUACCGAUACAUGUGGGAAGUUUCUGGGACAAGAACGUAAUAAAG
Messenger RNA from Pseudovirgaria hyperparasitica, 1958 nucleotides. RefSeq names its product cytochrome P450. The transcript has 2 exons. NCBI's taxonomy places the organism in Eukaryota, Fungi, Ascomycota, Dothideomycetes, Acrospermales, Acrospermaceae. The record is from RefSeq and is a predicted model, not a curated record. Gene Ontology annotation, molecular function: iron ion binding; heme binding; steroid hydroxylase activity. The coding region runs from base 469 to 1827 and encodes 452 amino acids.